AGCUGUGUGUGUAAGGAGUGAGACAUCAGUCUCUAGACAUCUCUUCCGUUCAUACCUUGCAAAACCUGCAACAUCUGCAUCAUGAGGACUAUUGUGAUGUUGGCUCUGCUUGCUGUGGCGGCGGCUGACAAACGACCACUCACAACCUAUGGAGCACCAGGCCCAGCACCUAGUCAUGGUCACCAGGGACCUCAGAUCGCUAUCAUCCGCGACGAUCGAGUACACCCUGAUGCCCAGGGCCUUUACUCCUUGAACUUGGAGACCGAGGACGGUAUUGUGAGGCAGGAGUCUGGAGGCCCCGGCGGUAGUCAACAGGGCUCUGUCAGCUUCACUUUCCCUGAUGGACAAGUAUUUGAUCUUAAGUUCGUCGCCGACGCCGCCGGCUACCAGCCCCAAUCCUCCUUCUUGCCAGUGGCUCCUGAGUUCCCCCAUCCAAUCCCUCAGUUCGUACUGGACCAGAUCGCAUUUGCCGCUCAGGAAGACGCUGCCCGAGCACGUGGUGAAGUCAGGAGUCCAUCCCCCAGCUACGGCGCUCCCUCAAAAUAAUAUCAGUAAAAUAGGAACUGCCAUUGUUGGAAGAGCUGUUUUUCUUUUUUCUUAAUGGUAUUAACACUCCGAUUCUGGUUAUCACCAUUAGUAAGCAAUGCACCCUCUCCUCCAUGCUGUUGUGUCAUUUGCCCGUUGAGUGUGUGUCGUGUGGAAUGACUGUACAUAUAUUUUGUCCUAAUUUAUUAUUGUUAACACAAUAUGUGUUUCA
Messenger RNA from Cherax quadricarinatus, 757 nucleotides. RefSeq names its product cuticle protein AM1199. The record is from RefSeq and is a predicted model, not a curated record. Gene Ontology annotation, molecular function: structural constituent of chitin-based larval cuticle. Gene Ontology annotation, cellular component: chitin-based extracellular matrix. NCBI's taxonomy places the organism in Eukaryota, Metazoa, Arthropoda, Malacostraca, Decapoda, Parastacidae.